This is a messenger RNA of Balaenoptera ricei (Rice's whale), 472 nucleotides long. Its product is annotated as keratin-associated protein 2-3-like. NCBI's taxonomy places the organism in Eukaryota, Metazoa, Chordata, Mammalia, Artiodactyla, Balaenopteridae. The transcript has a single exon. Gene Ontology annotation, cellular component: keratin filament. Bases 83 to 472 code for a protein of 129 amino acids. The record is from RefSeq and is a predicted model, not a curated record.
CCAGAGCAGGAGGAAGACACUCACACCUGAGAACUCUCAACUCCUCUCACCAGCUCAAGCCAACUCAACCCCAGACACCACCAUGACCGGCUCCUGCUUCGGCCCCAUCUCCUCCUCCCUGGGCUGCGCCGGAGGCUGCUUCCAGCCCUGCUGCUUCCACGACCCCCGCUGCUGCCGCCCAGUGUCCUGCAAGACCACCGUGUGCCGCCCCGUGACCUGCGUGCCCCGCUGCACGCGCUCCAUCUGUGAGCCCCGCCGCCGUCCAGUCUGCUACGCCCCGUGCAGCCUGCAGGACGGCUGCUGCCGCCCCAUCACCUGCUGCCCCACGUCCUGCCAGGCCGUGGUCUGCCGCCCCUGCUGCUGGACCACCACCUGCUGCCAUCCCGUCUCUGUGCAGUCCCCGUGCUGCCGCCACCCCUGCUGCCAGCCGGACCCCUGCUGGGCCACCUGCAGGACUUCCUCCUGCUGCUGA